AAUUGUACCUAUCAUUUGAAAAAACGAAAAGGACAAAUAAAUGUUUUCAUAUUUUGUUAAAUUAGCUGUUUGAUAUUGUUUUAGUGCUUGGCGGUAAUUACGAAAAUUAUUAUGAUUUAUUGUUACGGUUCUUGUUAAUUGUAUAUAUUUGGACACGUAGAGUACGUACAAAAACAUACAUGUAGUAUUUUUCUUUUCCCUAAGCUAUGAAAUGUGGCAAACGAAAUGUUUCACUGACGUGACAUACCGCUUGCUGCUCUAAUAAAUCAGGUAAUGUCGAUGAUUUUAAAUAUCAAGUAUAGAAUCGAAAUAUUAAUCCGUUUUCGUUUUAUUAUUUUUUUUCACUUUCACAAUAUCCUCCGUUCUACUGAUAGAAUUAAAUAAAUAAAUCUUACCUUUUCUGCACAUCUAAAAACAUCCUGGAAUUAUCGGUGCAUCCCCAAAACAAAGAGAAACUCCACAGAAUAAAUUAGAAGUUCUUUAUUUCAGAGCGAUUUUCAUGAAAUGAUGGUCCGAGUGUUUGGGGAGAGAAACGCUUGUUUAAGGAGUCAUAAAAUGUGUGCUUGGUGUCAGGGGGUUAAAGAACUAUUGGUAUUGUCCUAUGUGCAUAUUUUAUUGUUUUAUACCCUCUCACCUCACUAUUUAUUCGCCGUUUGACUGGUGUUUGCCGGCAGCAAACAGAGCUGACCUGCCAUAAAACCCACAUGUUUUAUUCCAGUGGCUGCUCUAGCUUUCUUUGACCUUUAUUGAGAUCUGUCGCGGUCGCAUUUACUUUCUGGCCUGGACGCGCAUUGUGUGUUAGAUUCUAUGAACCUAUUUUCAAAUUUAAUAGAUGUAAUAUAGUUGUUUUAGUCCCAGCCUGUAAUUGCAUAUUUUAUUAAUCUUUAACAUUAAUGUAAUUUUGUUGUUCUUUCAGAUUUUUAAACGUUUUUGACAGAAAAUUAGCACAUUAGACGACAAAGUGGUGCGCUUCGACUGUUCAGUAUAUAUCGAAGAGACAAAGACAAAGAGUUCGACGGUAGGAAAAUGUUUCUGGGCCACAGAUCGGGAAAAAAGUCAAUUUUCCUCUCUUAGGCUGUGUGUUUAGCUGCUAUCUAGGGGAGAAAUGUACAAAAAAAACCUCCAGUGUUUACCACAAACCAUUAGCAAAGUUUAUAAAAGAAGCACCGAUCCAUUAAGUGGCGAGACAGAUUGCUGAUAUCCUUGGAGGCAGACUGUUCCAGGUGCAACAACUUGACACUGGGAAGGCGCUGUCAAGGUGAGCAGGCUCUCUCAAUACCUGUCAAGAAGAUACCUGUCAUCUAUAUAUACCCUGUAGAUCCGGAUUUGUGUAAACAGACGCACAGUCACAAAUUCGUAUCUAGGGGAGUAUGUAGUUGAUGUAUAGGCUACAUUCAACUUCAACGGGCAAAGAAGAUGACAUUUUAACUGUUGGUUUGUCAUUGUUAUUAAUAUUACGACAGUUUGGUAGUGAAAUAUUAGCAGGAACGAAAGUUUUUUUUUUUUUUUUUUCCUUAGCUACUACAAUUUUUUUCUGUAAAUGUAAGAUUUAAAGGGCGUUCACGAUGUCACGUAUUUUGUGAGACUUUUAAAGAAUUUGAAAUGAGCAAAAGAAGUUUGUUGAGAUUUGCACUGAUUAAUAAUCAUCUGAAUGCCGUGUUUAAACAUCACUAUCAGUAAACAACGAGAAAUAUUUGCUGCUGGUGUUAAUAGUGAAUUGAGCACAUAAAUUACUAUUCAUUGUGUGUAGAUUUGGCAUACAGGAUAAACGCGCUGUUUGGAGUGGAAUGACUGCAGACUACGUUUAAAUGCAGAAGGUCUCCUUUGUGAUUUAGGAGGCUUUGUAACCUGAAUUAGUUGAUGAAUUUUCUAUCGAUCUUAAACAAGCCCAGAUUCAUCUCUGACACGCUGCUCACGCCACGACCAUUCUCUCACCGUUAUUAGCGAGUGCAUUUAAGACCUUGGCCAAGGCGAUUUCCUUGCAUCACUUUCCCCUGGUACCGCGUUUCAUGAACACUAGGCAAAAUUUAGCAGUAUUUUAGUUCGCCAAAUCUGAACAGUUCUUUAUAGAGGUGUAGUCAUGUUCUCAGUGUGCAGAUGAACUGAGGGGGACUGGGGGCGUGACUUUCUGUAGGGCUGGUAGAAUCCAGCAUGCCUUUUCGCUGUCUGCUUUCGCUUGUUAUUGUUUUGAUUCACUCACUAUCUCAUCAAGCGCACGGCAACGUAUGAGAAAGUAUGUAAUUUUGGACUAUUCCGAAAUGUGAGUUGAUGAGCGCGAUCUAAACUGACUAAUCCCAUUUCCUUAUCCGGGAAUCGCGAAGACCCACGCUAUUGGCUGACGAUGUCACAUGGACCCUUAACUUUGUUCACUUGACAGAAAGUAGGAGGGUUCUACGAAACAGGAAAACGAGUAAAGGGAUACAUAUAAAUUUUAGUAUAUUUUGUGUGCAAUUCAAAGAAAUUAAUGGCCAUGAGUUCCUAUUUGAUCAACUCCAACUAUGUGGACCCUAAGUUUCCACCCUGCGAGGAAUAUUCCCAGAGCGACUACCUACCCAGUCACUCUCCGGACUACUACAGCGCCCAGAGGCAAGACCCCUCGUUCCAGCAUGAGCCGAUCUACCACCAGCGGUCGGGCUGCGCCGACCCACCCUACUCAUCGUGCCAGGGUCCGGGGCAGCCUGCCGCGGUCAUCUCUCCACGAGGUCACGUUCUACCCACAACCGCACUCUCAACCCCUCUCCCUGAACCAAGCCAUCACUGCGACUCGGUAACUCCAAGCCCUCCGCCUGCCUGCGGUCAGACUCCUACUAGCCAAAACACUUCAACGGUCACCUCAAGAAAAGAUCCCGUGGUAUACCCCUGGAUGAAAAAAGUCCACGUAAACAUCGUGAGCCCGAACUAUUCAGGGGGUGAACCAAAGCGCUCACGCACAGCAUACACGCGGCAGCAAGUCCUGGAAUUGGAGAAAGAGUUCCAUUACAACCGCUAUCUGACCCGCAGACGGAGGGUGGAGAUUGCCCAUACACUAUGCCUAUCCGAACGACAGAUUAAGAUAUGGUUUCAGAACCGGCGCAUGAAGUGGAAGAAGGACCAUAAGCUUCCCAACACCAAAAUACGCAGCAAUUCUGCCAACACUAAUUCAAGCGGCGGCCCGACAUUGGGCAGCAAUCAGAACCGAGCUAGUGGACCUCCGCCAAGUCUAUAGCCCUCCACUGUUGCCCAAAACAUGUACAAUUAUAAAAAUCUAAUUUUAUGGAGUAUAGAACGUGGAUUUUACCCGCGUUAUGUCUCCUUACUCUCCCCUGCACUCUAAUUGCAGGGAUAAAACACAAGGAAGAUGUGGGGGGAAGGAGCAAAGAAAAUGUUCAUCUUUUAAACACUACAAAUGGGUGAAGAGACUGAAGACUCGAACUCAAAUGCUACUAUAGAUGGGUUGCCUUCCCAGUCUGGUUCCCAUUUUUAUCCCGCACGCCUUUUCCUGCUCACUCGCCCCUUCCAUAAGCACAGAAGGCGGCAGAUAGUUUUCAGAUUGGGUGAAGAUGGAUCCGUGUUUCAUCUUUAAUCACGCCAAACUCGGCCCCAUUUGUCAUGUUUACUCUGUGGUACAAAGGAUGAACCGUAGGCCUGCCCAUUACCUCGACGUCUAGCGUUGUGCUUAAUAAAUGAGUCGCUCUGUUUUGUCAAGAAGCCUUUUCUAACUCCCUUUAUUCCCCUGGCUUAAAAAUAACUAGCCGAGUGUUUUUCAACUGAUAUGAAGUUUUGUAUUUUGUAGCAAUUAGGUUAUUUUGCAUUUGCUAUUUGCAUCUCGAAUGCAAUGCCAAUGGGACUGAGGGUUAUUGUGCGUGUGGUCCAUUUGUCGCUCAUUACAAAUACAGGGACUUGUUUCACUCGCCUGUUUAGAGCAUUUCAGUUUAAGAACAGCAAAUUACUAAUUAGUUGUUAGUCAUAUUAAAUAUAAUAUAAAGGUUCAAUGAAGCUGGAUGGCUAGAAAUGUAUAACCAAAACCGGUACAACGCAAAGCAUUUUAAUGAGAGCACUGCUAAGUACUAUUUAAAUUACCUCAAUUGUAUUUUUUGUCUAGUUUUAUGAAGUGAUCAGAUUAAGUUCUUUUGACUUAAUGGCAAAUAUCUGCAAUAGCUAAACUCAGCAUUUGUUUGUAAGUUGAAAUGAAAUUUAAGUUAAGUGUGGCCAGGGUUGUAUAGAGAAAAGGUGCGUAUAUUGCAUGAGUAAAUACACUAUAUUUUCCUUUAUUCUUUUUUUUAUGUCACCCUCGUUUUGUUUUAUGGUACAUAGACAUGCGCACAUACCACACUUUUUCUCUUUCUUUCUUUCUUUCUUUCUUUCUUUCUCUUAUCAAUUUUACAUUUUAUUAUAUAUUUUUUUACAUUCCAAAGAUCAGUUUUCUCGCUGAUGAAUUGUAAAUUUCCCCUUUUACAUGUUUGUAUUUUGUCUUCUUUCUGCUUGUACCUUUCACUGUUUACCUUUGUUACAUGUAAAUAGCCCUAGAAAUUUAAUAAAUGGCGGAAAAGUAUAAUCUUU
Molecule: messenger RNA, 4539 nt
Organism: Ctenopharyngodon idella (grass carp)
Lineage: Eukaryota; Metazoa; Chordata; Actinopteri; Cypriniformes; Xenocyprididae
Gene: hoxb4a
Product: homeobox B4a
Exons: 2
Coding region: 2465-3205 (246 amino acids)
Biological process (GO): anterior/posterior pattern specification; embryonic skeletal system morphogenesis; regulation of transcription by RNA polymerase II
Cellular component (GO): nucleus
Molecular function (GO): RNA polymerase II cis-regulatory region sequence-specific DNA binding; DNA-binding transcription factor activity, RNA polymerase II-specific
Source: RefSeq, a predicted model, not a curated record